AUUAUAAUUUGAGUUCAUCACCUUACUGGAGAAAGAAAAACAUCAAACACCAAAACAUGGCUACCCUUCUUGCUCCCUCUGAGAUCUUUCCGGUCGAAGACGCCGAAGCUCUUCGAAAGGCCACCAAAGGGUGGGGAACCGAUGAGGAGGCAAUAAUAAACAUAUUGGGACACAGAAAUGCGACACAGAGGCUUCAAAUAAGACAGGCUUACCAUGAUCUUUACCAGGAGGAUCUCAUCAAGCGCCUUGAAUCCGAGCUCUCUGGUCAUUUCGAGAGAGCAAUGUACCGUUGGGUGCUGGAUCCCUUCGAUCGGGACGCCGUGUUAGCGAACGUAGCGAUCAGAAAAGGCAGCGGAAAUCCCGAGGCAAUCAUCGAGAUCUCGUGUGCUCGGUCUUCGGAAGAGCUUCUCGCCGUUAGGAGGGCUUACAUGGCUCGUUACAAGCGGUCCCUCGAGGAAGACGUGGCCGCUCAUACCUCGGGCGACAUCCGAAGGAUUCUGGUGUCUUUGGUGACGGCUUUUAGGUAUGAAGGGGAUGAGAUAAACUUGAGGGUGGCGAAUUCCGAGGCCGAGAUUCUGCGAGUUGCGGUAAAGGAGGGGGUGUAUAGCCAUGACGAAGUUCUUCGUGUUCUGAGUACUCGAAGCAAGUCUCAGCUCAUGGCUACUUUCAACUGUUAUAGAGAUGGAAAUAAUGGCAUUUCCAUCACUAAGGAGCUGUUAAGCGAUUCGGGCAACGAACUUGCGAUGGUACUGCAUACGACCAUCCGAUGUCUUAACGAUCCAACAAAGUAUUUUGAGAAGGUUGUGAGAGAGGCGCUGAAGAGGUACGGGACGGAUGAGGACGGGCUGACCCGCGUGAUCGUGACGAGGGCCGAGAAGGAUUUGAUGGGUAUAAAGGAGCGUUACUACAAGAAGAACAACAUCUCGCUCGAUCAUGCUGUCGCUAAGGAAAUUUCGGGCGACUACAAGGCUUUUCUCCUCGCUCUCAUGGGCUAUCUCGAGUGAACGCUCCUCUCUCUCUCUCGGGUUUUCGUUGUUAUGGCGAGAACUUUGAAUGUUUCCCGUGUUGCCUGCCAUCGACUAGGCUCGAAAAUGCUAUGUUUUCUCUUUGUUAGUUUUCGAUAUAUUCCGGAAUGUAGUUCAGUUUGAUAUGAUGUUUGGACCGUUUAUCAAUCCGAAAAAUAAUGAUCCUCCGUUCUUGAUA
Messenger RNA from Tarenaya hassleriana, 1203 nucleotides. Its product is annotated as annexin-like protein RJ4. NCBI's taxonomy places the organism in Eukaryota, Viridiplantae, Streptophyta, Magnoliopsida, Brassicales, Cleomaceae. The coding region runs from base 57 to 1004 and encodes 315 amino acids. Gene Ontology annotation, cellular component: cytoplasm. The record is from RefSeq and is a predicted model, not a curated record. The transcript has 7 exons. Gene Ontology annotation, molecular function: calcium ion binding; calcium-dependent phospholipid binding.